Molecule: messenger RNA, 3038 nt
Organism: Rhodamnia argentea
Lineage: Eukaryota; Viridiplantae; Streptophyta; Magnoliopsida; Myrtales; Myrtaceae
Exons: 2
Coding region: 1446-2720 (424 amino acids)
Source: RefSeq, a predicted model, not a curated record
GAGAGUGGUAUGGAGCAUUUCUGUCUUUUAACAUACUGUCUUUUGAAAAGGUCCAAAUUCUUUGUUUCUUGAACAGACUUAAAUCAUCUUAGAGGAUUUCUUUCAGCAGAAAAAAAGGAAAAUUUUUUUUUUUUCCACAGACUCAUUUAUAUGAAAAGAAGAUAAUAGAGAAGGUUACAACAGUAAUGGAUAUUCUUCUGUCAGUCUCUCUAGGCUUUUGCUGACGUUCUUUUGGAGCCUCUUCCCUUGUUAUUUUCAAGCCAAAAUCUCAGCAUGCCCACCCUUGUUUCAUUGCCCAAAAUACCCUUUUUAGAUCGAGAAAAAAAAAAAUCACCGUGGGAAUAGAAAAUUACAAACCAAGAUUCACCCAUGUUAUUAAAAAGAACCCUACUUCCCCAUCAACCCAAGAAUCCAACUUUAAGGUAUACGAACAACCUAGAGAAAAAGGGUCGUCACCUUUGCAUAAAGAGGACUAACUUUUAGGAUUACUUGUACUUGUGUGCUUGGUUUGAUGCUUCAGUGAAAUGAUCUUUCACACACUUAAAUUGAAUGCAUAUCUAUCCUUUUUCGCUGUCAAGUAUGGAAGAAAAAGAUGCAUUCUCGAGGAAGCUUCUGCAUAUCUUGGUGAAUGAAGUUCGGUAUUAGGACGAAUCUGUAGACAAAUAUGUGAAGCUCAUUUGCUGCUUUAGAAUUUGUUAGGCAGUGCAAUGAGGUGUUUGGCGGCACUUCACAAGUCCAGGCAUCUCAGUAGCCAAGGUGAUUUUGGAACCUGAGAUUUGAGUGCUUUAACACCUUAGCUUUCUGUUGGCAAAAGUAGCUCUAUCAUCAGAUACUAUCUUUUCAACAGCUUAGGAUUUAUAGUCUUGCACUUAUGCUUGCGAACACCUCUAAUUGGCACAAUUAUGGCACAACACAACCCGGCAUAUUUUAGCACUAAAAGCUACAGGACUGCCAAAUGAGCUAUCAGUCAUUUUCUUUUCUUUUUUGGAAAGCAUUGAGUUGGUUUGGUGGUGUUUACCCUUUUGUGUAUUCUCUACUGGGAGUAAACCUUUGCCGAGGUAAAGAAGCUAGUAUUUCACAAGAUGUUGGUGAGUUGGUGAAAGAGGUGAAAGAGGAGGGUACUUAAGGAACAAGAAGAUCCUUCCUAACUGCCCAUUUAUUAUAGCUGCUAAUAAAAUGGUAACAAACAUGUUUGCCAAAACAGGGAAAAAUCCAAGAAAGUUUAAAAACUCUAGACUGGCCCAAGCUAUUUAUAUCACGCAUCCAUGAGACCCUCCUUAGGACAUCUCAGGAUCAGCUUCUGCCUUCUGUCUCUCUCUCUCUCUCUGCAUAGUGUCUUUCAGAGUGUAAGAAAAAAGAAACCCAUGAUUCUCCUUAACCACCGUUUCUCUAUAUUACCUUUCUACCUACACUGAGGAAUCACAACACACCCAAGAAGGCAUAUUAUGGGUAGAUCUUCAAAACGAGAGACCAGAGAGGCAAUGGAAAUAGACAAUAAGCCCUGUAAGCUCAAGGAAGAGGCUCAUCUUUCUGGUGCUUACAUCCGUAGCUUGGUGAAACAAUUGACCUCAUCAAGAACCAAAGAUCCCAUGAGCUCACAACAGGAUCCGGAGUCCGUCGAUAGCGAUGGUUUCUCUGCCCAAAGUUUAGCCAAAUUUCGAGAGGCUUUCAGUGAAACCCAACAACAAUCUCAGCAACCUCCACCACCCCACAAAAAGCAGGUUAGGAGGAGACUCCAUACCAGUAGGCCUUACCAAGAAAGGCUUCUGAAUAUGGCUGAGGCUAGGAGAGAGAUUGUCACUGCACUGAAAUUCCACAGAGCAGCUAUGAAAGAAGCCCAAGAGAAACAGCUACAACAAGAAAGGGAUCAACUUCAGCAGCAGCAAUCAUCGCCGCCACCAUCAAUUCAUCCACAACCUCAACCAUGUCCUGAAGAAGGAAAAAUAGUGCCCAGAAUGUACCAAAAGAUUAGCCAUUCAUCAAGCCAUGCCUUUUCCUCAAAUUAUUUUGGAAAUCUUGCAUACCCCUCUUUCUCAUAUCCUCCACCACCUCCUCCAAACCCUUUUUCCUCCUGGCCAAUUUCUCCAAUUUCCCCUUUACCUGCUGCUGAGAGCCUGAACUUCACGCUCCCAAACCAGCCCUUAGGGCUCAAUCUGAAUUUCCAUGAUUUUGACAACCUCGUAGAGACCAAUCUUUACCACAAUGGUAACAACCCACCAUCCAUCUACUCAGCCUCAUCUCCAUCAUCAUCUUCCUCUCCUCCCUUGUCUGUUGCUGCGGAGGAGGGUCCUCCUUCAUUGGGGGCUUCUUCUUCCGAGGGGCCUCCCAUGGUGGCUGUGGCUGAGGCCACUGAGUCAGGGUCACUUAGUGGCGGUGGAGGGUUGCAUCAGGUGGUGGCCGAUGAAGAGAUAGCAGAGAUCAGGUCAAUUGGGGAGCAGCACCAGAUGGAGUGGAAUGAUGCCAUGAACCUGGUCACAUCAGCCUGGUGGUUCAAGUGCUUGAAGGAUAUGGAUAUUGGACCUGAAUUGAGGGCUGAGGAUGAUGGUUACCAACCCUUUGAUGAGGUCAUGGAGUUCCCGUCCUGGUUGAGUUCAAAUGAGAAUUGCUUGCAGCAACAUCUCAAUGAUUGCUUCUCAGAGGACUAUUACCAAGAUCCUGCCUUACCUUGCAUGGACAUAGGAGAAAUUGAAGGAAUUGAUGAUGGGGAGUGGUUAUCGUGACAAAGAUUGAUUUUUUUUUUUUUUUUGGGUAAUCAAAUCUUUGCUUCUUGCAGAUGCAGAUUUUUCUGAGGAUCAAGUUGCUUCUUUUUGUACUUUGUAGUCUGUUUGUUAGAACUCCUUUUCCCAUCCUCCUCCCCCACAUUAAUAAGGCUUGCAGAAGAAAGCUUGAAGCAGGCAAGCCACCAAGAGGAAAAAAUAGCUUCUAGGGAAGGAAGUGAAUGUGCUUUCCUCUGUCUAGGUACCAAUUAUUGGGAAAUUUUGUAGUUUUAAUAUGUAUACAUAUAUUACAUAAUAAUAUUAUAUAUGAUUUUUUUUUAA